AUGCUUCGAGAGAAGAGCAAGGACGGUGUACCACUAGGGAAGGUGGUGAAAUUUCGGAAAAACAACCAAGAGAUCCACCGAAAUAAGAAUAGUAACCAUGGCAAGGGUGGUAUGAUUGUGAAUCAAGGUGGACGCACAUCGGUAAACAUGGAUCCAAGGGGAUGUUAUAUGUGCGGUCAGGUCGGAAACUUUGCCCGAUCUUGUCCAACACUUGUGGAAACCAAGUCCCCCAAACUUGCGUUAGUCACAUGCUUCUUUUGUGGAGAAACUGGCCAUUACGCGACCUCAUGUCCUCUGAAGCCAACAAAGCCAAACGCCCAGCCUUCCAACCGAGCUGCAACAACGUCGUCAGUUAAGGAACCCCCAUCGAAGAAGCAAGCAACCCCAACUAAUAUUUAUGCCUUAGGAAUAGAACCAGCCAAACCCUCUGGAUCUCAGAAAUGUCCCAUAACAUUCGCCACUGAGGACCCGAAGAAUCACACAGCCGGGAAUUGUUCACACAGUCGGGAAUCAGUGAACGUGAUUGUUCACACAGCCGGGAAUCAGUCGCCACUGAGGACCCGAAGAAUGCUGAGAGAAGUGUCAGUGGUUGUUCAGGAUGUGAAUCUUCAUACGAAUCUGCUUGUGAUGCCUUUAGAGAGAUUCGAAGUCAUACUGGGUAUGGACUGGCUGUCAGGAUACGAAGCUCAUCUUGACUGCAAUAAAAGCAGAGUUAUCCUCGAGAGAAGAGGGAGGACACCUCUAAUCUUCCAUGGGAUCAGUCCUAGUAAAGGGGCCUAUUUCGCGUCAGUGAUAAGAGUGGGAAACUCAAUUGAAGAGGAGGGUGUAUAUUUAGUCACUCUAACUGUUGUUGGAGGAGACGAUGCUGAAGACUAA
Molecule: messenger RNA, 876 nt
Organism: Camelina sativa (false flax)
Lineage: Eukaryota; Viridiplantae; Streptophyta; Magnoliopsida; Brassicales; Brassicaceae
Molecular function (GO): nucleic acid binding; zinc ion binding
Source: RefSeq, a predicted model, not a curated record